AGCGAUGAAGCUCAGAUGAACAAAAUGGCGCCUUGAGUUUAGUUGAAUUCACGCGCCCGUCAAAAGUUAUAUCAAAUAUCCAUGAUUUAUAUGCUUUUUUUUCCCCUCUUAACUGAAUUAGCUUUCAGGCUAAGCUGAUGUUUGUGGAUUUAUAGGCUUAUAAAUCAAGGAUGUUUGUGGCGAAAAGCAUCGCGGCGGAUCAUAAAGAUCUCAUUCAUGAUGUUUCUUAUGAUUUCCACGGCCGCAGGAUGGCAACUUGUUCCAGCGACCAGAGUGUCAAGGUUUGGGACAAAAGCGACAGCGGCGAGUGGCACUGCACAGCCAGCUGGAAGACUCACAGCGGCUCCGUGUGGCGUGUGACGUGGGCUCACCCGGAGUUCGGACAGGUUUUGGCGUCCUGUUCCUUUGACCGCACCGCCGCGGUUUGGGAGGAGAUAGUCGGCGAGUCGAACGAUAAACAGCGCGGCCUCAGUCACUGGAUUAAGAGGACGACGCUGGUGGACAGCAGGACGUCGGUGACGGAUGUAAAGUUCGCUCCGAAGCACAUGGGUCUGGUCCUGGCCACGUGCUCGGCUGACGGUGUGGUUCGUAUCUACGAAGCUCCUGACGUGAUGAACCUGAGCCAGUGGAGCCUCCAGCACGAGAUCUCCUGCAAACUCUCCUGCUCCUGCAUCUCCUGGAACCCCUCCAGCUCUCGUGCACACUCUCCUAUGAUCGCAGUCGGCAGUGACGACAGCAACGUGACCUACACCGGAAAAGUGCAGAUCUACGAGUACAACGAAAACACCAGGAAGUACGCCAAAGCAGAGACCCUGAUGACCGUCACAGAUCCGGUCCACGACAUCGCCUUCGCCCCGAACCUCGGGAGAUCCUUCCACGUCCUGGCCAUAGCAACCAAAGACGUGCGCAUUUUCAAGCUCGUACCUCUGCGGAGAGAGAGCUCCACCAGCUCGGGCCCCACCAAGUUCGAAGUGCAGUUAAUGGCUCAGUUCGACAGUCACAACUCUCAGGUGUGGCGCGUGAGCUGGAACAUCACCAGCACGCUGCUCGCCUCGUCAGGGGACGACGGCUGCGUCCGACUCUGGAAAGCUAACUACAUGGAUAACUGGAAGUGCACAGGGAUCCUGCGUGGUGAUGGAAGCCCAGUGAACGGCUCGUCCCUCCCGGCUGCACCUCUGAACGCCGGCGCAGCUUCAGGAGCUCAGAACAGCAGCAUGGGAGCUGCCAGUGCGGGCAGAAAAAAGACUCAACUGAUGCCAGGCUAAUGUGGAUUGGCUGUUUGCUGCAUGACACACACACACACACACACACACACACACACGGAAGUCUUCAUUCCCCUCCACAGUCACACCUCGUCCUCAGUCCACUAAUCCACCAGAGGCGACUGCUGAGAGUGUGAAUAAUGGACCACAUACACAAAUACUGCCUGUGUGUGUUUUAAUGAGUGUGUGUGUGUUUAAUUUUCCACUGACACUGAUGGAAAUGUCCAACAUCAUGUUAUGUAUAUUACAAAAAAAACAAAUAGUAAAUACAAUUUUCUGUUCA
This is a messenger RNA of Pangasianodon hypophthalmus (striped catfish), 1545 nucleotides long. RefSeq names its product SEH1-like (S. cerevisiae) (gene seh1l). Gene Ontology annotation, molecular function: structural molecule activity; protein binding. The record is from RefSeq and is a predicted model, not a curated record. Gene Ontology annotation, cellular component: nuclear pore outer ring; Seh1-associated complex. The transcript is spliced from 9 exons. Gene Ontology annotation, biological process: cellular response to amino acid starvation; positive regulation of TORC1 signaling. Bases 171 to 1265 code for a protein of 364 amino acids. Lineage: Eukaryota; Metazoa; Chordata; Actinopteri; Siluriformes; Pangasiidae.